Pimephales promelas (fathead minnow) is the source of this 2212-nucleotide messenger RNA. RefSeq names its product L-threonine dehydrogenase (gene tdh). Lineage: Eukaryota; Metazoa; Chordata; Actinopteri; Cypriniformes; Leuciscidae. The record is from RefSeq and is a predicted model, not a curated record. Gene Ontology annotation, biological process: L-threonine catabolic process. Gene Ontology annotation, molecular function: L-threonine 3-dehydrogenase activity.
CGCUCGCGGUCAGGUCUUGCGUGCUGAUUGGCUGCCGCUGAAGGCGGGGCAGUAUAAGCAUAGAUAUGAGUAUAAGUACGCUCACAUUACAUUCUUCGUUCCUUUUAGUUCCUUUCACAAUUUGCAAGGUAACUGAGUAUGCCAGUCUUCAGAGCCCUUAGUAAGGUGGCAAAGCAGGCCCUGCUGACCCCUGCGUGUGGAUGUCAGUCUCUGACUGUAGCUAUACGCAACAUCAGCUUUUCCCCACGUCAGGUCACCUCUGGAUCUGAUGCCAGCUUUCAUUCUGUGUCCUUCUCUGAGACGGACCACCCUAAAGUUCUCAUCACCGGUGGCCUCGGGCAACUAGGGGUUGGGCUUGCUAAACUCUUAAGGAAGCGAUUUGGAAAAAACAAUGUGAUCCUCUCAGAUAUCAGGAAACCACCAAGCAACGUAUUUCACAGCGGACCCUUUAUCUACUCUGACAUUCUGGACUACAAGAACUUGCGAGAGAUUGUAGUAAAUAACAGGAUCACGUGGUUAGUGCAUUACAGUGCUCUUCUAAGUGCUGUUGGGGAAGCUAAUGUGGCACUGGCACGAGCAGUCAACAUCACAGGACUACACAACAUCCUCGACAUUGCAGCAGAACACGGGCUUCGGCUCUUUGUGCCCAGCACCAUUGGUGCCUUUGGACCAACUUCCCCUCGAAACCCCACUCCUGACCUCUGUGUGCAGAGACCACGUACCAUAUAUGGCGUCUCUAAAGUCCACGCGGAGCUUAUGGGAGAGUACUACCACCACCGCUAUGGCCUCGACUUCCGCUGUCUGCGGUACCCCGGUAUCAUCUCUGCCGACUCGCAGCCUGGCGGUGGCACAACAGACUAUGCCGUGCAGAUUUUCCAUGACGCCAUCAAGAGUGGCAAGUUUGAGUGCAACCUAAAGCCAGAUACACGGCUUCCCAUGAUGUACAUUGAUGACUGUUUGCGGGCCACGCUGGAGGUGAUGGAGGCACCAACAGAAACACUCAGUAUGCGCACCUACAACAUCAACGCCAUGAGCUUCACGCCAGAGGAACUCACAAAUGAGGUCCAGAAACAGCUUCCUGACCUUCAGGUCACAUAUGAGAUUGACUCUGUACGACAGGCUAUUGCUGACAGCUGGCCCAUGAACUUUGAUGACUCCAACGCCCGCAAUGACUGGGGCUGGAAGCAUGACUACGAUCUGCCAGAGUUGGUCCAGACGAUGCUAAACUUCAUCGGCUCAGACUCCCGCAUCGCUCAGGCCAACUGAGUCUGCUCAUGGACAAUGAAAAUAUGUACAUAUUAUAAAGAUUUAUGGUGAUGCAGAAGAGAGAUCCAUGGUCUGUAAAUAGUCAUAUUCCUGUUCUCUUUUGUGUCAUCUGUAUAGACUAGCGCAGGCUAUGUGUGUAUAAUUGCAGAUUAUACAAAAAGAUUGGGUCUCUUUUCUAGUCAGAGGGGAAAACCAUCAAAGACUCACAGGUAUUAAAAGCUAAAUGUUGGAAAAGGAAUGGGUUUAAACCCAACAUUGCCUUUAGUGCUUUGCAUUUAGUGAAAGAGGAUCAAUUAUGUCUCCGGGCAAAAUAAAACCAACAGACAUGAAAAUCCAAAAAUGAAUGCCGCAGCUCCUAAAACGUAGCUUCCCAUGUUCUACUCUCUUUCUGAGUUUCUUUUCUCUCUCUUUUUUUGUUCUAUUUAAUAUAAAUAAAUAUACGGUACCUUUGUCGAAGAACAUAAUAUAUUAGGCAAAAGGCUAAUGGCUGUGUUCAGAGUAAUGGGAAUACAAGUAAUAGGAAUUGUAACAGCCCAUUCUAAAAUAAACAGACAAAAGAGUCUGGUUUAAACAGGGUGGGACUCAAAUGUAGGUCCUCAGGGAAAGUGGGGGUUGUCUUGAUAAAUGAUGUUAUCAUAGCCCUCUUGGUUGCUUUCUCGCUCUUGUGCACUAUCUAUUUAUUCAGACUGCUCACAAGUAAAUUGCAAGUUUCGGUCUUGCUCUACUCUUUAAUAAAGUUGCGUUUUGUUAAAUGCAAUUUCUCUCAUAUCUUGCAUUUGCUCAUAAAUGUUUUCCCACAGCGAAUAUAUUAUUCUGUAAGAAGGGGAGAUUGGGAAACAAAAUUAAAUUAUUGUUUUUUUGUUUUUUUUUUUAGUUAAGCUUUGCAUCCACAUUUUUUUGUUCUUAUGAUCACAAAACUUGUCAAUAAAGCUUUUUUUAUCUUUAA